ACACUAGUUCAGAAUGGCAGAAUUCUCCUUAAACAUUCAGAAACACAUAAAAGCAAAUCUUGUUGUGAGUGGAAAAUUUGAUGGAUCGCACGCGUGUCUUGCGGCUGCUACACCUGGCGGAACCAUUUUGGUGCACAGUCCGCAUAGGCAACCACAAGUCGAUUAUUCUGAUCAUAAACAAUCGAAUAAAAGAUUGUCAUGGAGCGGGGAACUUGCGGAGCUUCAAAUUGGCACCGAGGUGAAGUCAUUGUGCACUGGUCGUCUUGGAGAAGACGAAAGGGAUAUUCUUUUGGUCGGUACUAUUUCUCACGUGCUUGCUUAUCAUGUCGAAGACAAUGCUGAUGUUUUCUAUAAGGAGAUGUCGGAUGGUGCAAAUUGCAUGCUUGUCGCAAAAGUUGGAUGGUUGCCGAACCAUGUUGUAAUAAUAGGUGGCAAUUGUUCAGUGACCAUCUUAGAUGCACAUGGAACGGAAAUAUUUUGGACUGUAAUGGGAGGUAUUGUUACUUCACUAACAGCGUUUGAUUUUGAUGGAGAUGGAGAAAACGAAUUACUGACGGGUACAACAGAUUUUGAAAUUAGAGUGCAGAAGAAAGACACUAUACUUUGGGAAACUAAGGAAACAGCAGCGAUUAUUGUUUUCACUGAUCUUCCGAACAGGCAGUUUGCUUAUGCUCUAGAAAACGGAACAAUUGGUGUCUAUGAAGCGGGGCAAAGAUUGUGGCGAGUUAAAUCAAAGCACAAGGUGAUAUCUGUAAACACUUUUGAUAUAAACGGAGAUAGUGUAUUGGAGCUGAUCACUGGUUGGAGUAGUGGAAAAGUAGAUGCGAGGACGUAUAAUACUGGUGAAGUCAUAUUCAAGAUUCAGCUAUCAUCCGGCGUGGCAGGCAUAGUAGAAGCUGAUUAUCGAAGAACGGGUAAACCCGAUCUGGUGGUAAUUUCUACCAAUGGCGAAGUACGCGGAUACAGUGCUGGUUCUGCCAUGCAAGCUCCGGAACCCGGCGAGAUAGUUCGUGAACUAUUAGCCAAGAAGCAGGCACUUCAGAUGGAAUUGCGACAGAGGGCUGCAACGGGUUCUAGUAUGUAUUAUGGAUCGAGAUUAGCCAUUAGCCUGUUAACAAAGAGAGGCGCAGCUCGCGUCGCGCUUGCAGCUGGACCCGGGCUUCUGGUAUAUUGCGCCAUAGUCUUUGCCGAAGGUGUUUUUGAGGGCGAAACACUGGUCACGCAUCCCAAUCGGCCGCAAGGGGAGUUAGAAAUCGCGCUUUAUCCUGCCAAGAAUGAUCCCGUAGAUAUUCACGUUAAGGUUUACGUUGGACCUCCUGGUACCGAUCUAUUACAGGUCUUUGAAAUAACACGACAAUUGCCAAGAUUUUGUAUGUAUGAGCGUAUCCCGAAGCCGCAACUUGUUUCGGAAGAAUUAUCGAGUAAUGGUGUUGAGAUGGAUAUCGCGGAGAGACCGCAGCGAAUCGCUAUCUGGCUGAACCAGAGUAUCAUUAUGGGAGAGGAACUAGAAGUUGCAGAAGGUGGCCCGAAUGCCGGAUGCAUCGAAGUGUGGCUUCGUGGGAUGCGGGACAACAAAGUGCAUUGUUUCAAAUCGAACGCCAGUGGAAAAGUGAUAAUUCAGACGGACGAUGCAACGUUAGCUGGCGACAUUAUUCAAUCUCUGACUAUGUAUUUAGGCGUCAGAGAACUAACUUCAGAAGCCACAUUUCCUGCGGAAGAGAAGAGGAUAUUAGACGCAUUGGAGCGUGUCAAGGGCUUGAAGGAGGUUGACGCGCGGCUCCAAGCGGAAGCUGCGGGUGGUGUUACUCUUUUGAAGAGUAUUGUGAUCCGUUUAGAAGAUGCUAGAAUUCUCGAGAACAUUGACGACAUGCGAAAGAGACUGAUGCAAUUAAAAAACAUCAAUGGCGAUUUAAUUCGAGAGUACGAGAUUCGCCUGAACAGUCAUCGAGAACUCGCGGCUAGUUUAAAAGAAUUGAAUAUUGGAGUGCAGCGUGCAGCGAGACUCAGAGUUGGGAAAGCUGCUUCCAACGCAGUAGCUCGUUGUAGAACGGCGAUACAAGAUGAAAAUCCGAAAGCCCUUGCACUUGCGAUAAGACAUGGCUAGAGAGAUCCUUGCAGAAGUUUAAUUUAUUGCUGGCCAAUUUAAUAGUGAAAAAUAGUGCUUAAUUACUUAUUUUUAAUAUUAAAAGCACUGAAUACUAGUAAUCAAUCACUACCUUCAAGUAUUAAAUUUUUAUUAAAUUAAAUAAAAUACAGAACUCUUGUUAUUAAAUAGAGUUGUUAGAUUAA
Molecule: messenger RNA, 2289 nt
Organism: Trachymyrmex septentrionalis
Lineage: Eukaryota; Metazoa; Arthropoda; Insecta; Hymenoptera; Formicidae
Product: Bardet-Biedl syndrome 2 protein homolog
Exons: 11
Coding region: 14-2104 (696 amino acids)
Biological process (GO): non-motile cilium assembly
Cellular component (GO): neuron projection; membrane; motile cilium
Molecular function (GO): protein binding
Source: RefSeq, a predicted model, not a curated record